UUAAAUUUUACGUCAUCAAAGCAUGUGCUUAAGAAACUGCGCCUGUCGUAUUCUGCACGUACACAAUUUGUGUAAUACGUCACAGGCGCUUAGUAACCCUUCGCGGCGUCUCAAGUCUUUGGGAGAUAAACCGAGAUGGGUCUGUUGUCCAUCCUGCGUAAGCUGAAGAGCUCCCCAGAUCAGGAGGUGCGCAUCCUGUUACUGGGCCUGGACAAUGGCGGCAAGACCACCCUUCUAAAGCAGCUGGCAUCUGAGGACAUCAGCCAUAUCACCCCCACACAGGGUUUUAACAUCAAGAGUGUUCAGUCUCAGGGCUUCAAGCUGAACGUUUGGGACAUCGGAGGGCAGAGGAAGAUCAGGCCCUACUGGAGGAACUACUUUGAGAACACAGACAUGCUUAUUUAUGUCAUUGACAGUGCUGAUCGAAAGAGGUUUGAUGAAACUGGACAGGAGCUGGCCGAGCUGCUGGACGAGGAGAAGCUAAGCGGCGUCCCGGUCCUGAUCUUCGCCAACAAGCAGGACCUGCUGACGGCGGCUCCGGCCUCCGAGAUCGCCGAGGGCCUCAACCUGCACAUCAUCCGGGACCGACUGUGGCAGAUCCAAUCCUGCUCCGCCCUGACCGGAGAGGGCAUCCAGGAAGGCAUGAACUGGGUCUGCAAGAGCGUCAAUGCUAAGAAGAAGUAGAAUCCUUCCUGUCUUCACUUGCGUUUCUCUCCGAAGGGACAGGCCACUGAUUGUACAAAAAUGAAACCAACGCGGAGCUCAUGGACAUUAAAGAAUUCGACCAGCUUUGAGCAAGGAUGAAACAAACUUAACCUCAGCUUGUCAGUCUCGGACCAUUUCCACCCCUCUCCCCAUCCCAUCCCCUCCCAUUCGUCAUUCCUUUUGGUCUAGCCAGGUACUAAUCCCAAAAGUAACAUUCCUGCACCCACCCCACCCCUCCUCCCCACACACCCAUUGCCUUCCCCCUCUACAAUAUAGUACAUCUUCAGACUCCUGUGGUACUAGUCUGAUUACUGCUGAUGAAACAUAAAGACCAUCUUGGUGUUGGAUUCUUUACUUUUUUAAAACAAUCUCUAUCUUAAGUGCUCAUAGCGCAGUCUUUUUUUUCUUUUCUUGUGCCCACUAUUUUGUGACAUGUCUGUUUGCAGUUUUCCUGUUUCAGUAAAAAGAUUAUUUUUUUGUAACGGUGUCUUCGUGGUGUUAAAGUAACAGGGAUGAAUGUGCUUAAGUAAAUGGAGCGUCUUCCUUUAGUGGGAAACGUGGAAGUGGUAUAUUUCCUGGAAGUAAUAUCUGGACUGAGGAAAAUAUUUGAAAUUUUAAAAUAUGUAAUAUUACAGAUAUGUAAUUACACCUUGAGUGAUUUCCAGUAUACCACGUUGAAUGUAUCUUAUGGUGCAUUUCGGUUUACAAUGUUUGGAAUGUAUAAAAUGACAAAUAUGGAAAGUGAUAAUUAUUGAUAUUAAUAGGUACUGCAUUUCUUGAACCCUGUUUGUAUUCUGAAAUUAUUCCUCACAGAGAUACGUUUUACAUCGUAACAUGAAGCACUUUUUGGAUGAAUUCUGAGAAAUCAUUCUCACGUUUGUCUAAGAAUAAGAAUGGAAGCAAAAAAGUAGAGUGUCCAGUUCAGGAGUUUUGGUUCCUUUCAGCCAAGCCUACAUUGGCUAAUAAGUUAAACACUGCGGAAUAUUAUUUUUUGUUAUACAUGAAUCUGUAUUUAACAAGAAUAUUACACAAAUUGUUUGAAAUUGAAAACCAUUCCAUUCUAUUAUGGUUUUUUAUUUAAAAUUGUUCCUUGCUUUUA
Messenger RNA from Anguilla rostrata (American eel), 1804 nucleotides. It is a transcript of the gene arl3b, whose product is annotated as ADP ribosylation factor like GTPase 3b. Gene Ontology annotation, biological process: cilium assembly. Bases 136 to 684 code for a protein of 182 amino acids. The transcript is spliced from 6 exons. The record is from RefSeq and is a predicted model, not a curated record. Gene Ontology annotation, cellular component: cytoplasm; microtubule cytoskeleton. Gene Ontology annotation, molecular function: GTP binding; GTPase activity. NCBI's taxonomy places the organism in Eukaryota, Metazoa, Chordata, Actinopteri, Anguilliformes, Anguillidae.